AUGUUUAUGCUAGACGCCAUGCAAUGUAAUCCCGAACAGUGUUAUGCAGAAUUCAGGAUGUAUCCUGCCAUGCUGCGUACAUUCACUCAUAUACUCUGUGACGAAUAUAGACUGCAUAGUGGCCAGCAAGUUGAUAUGUAUGAACAAGUUGGAAUGUUUUUAUGCAUAUUAGCCCAUGGAAAGGGCUACAGACAGGUUCGAACUUUGUUCAAUCAUUAUUUGCAAACUAUUGGGCACUAUUUCAAAAUUGUGCUUGAUGCCGCAUGCGAAUUUGCUAUACGCCUCAUCAGACCUGAUCCAAACUAUAAUCACGGUGCGGAGCAUCACGUACCAAAUUUGAACCAGCAUCCGCUAUUCGAGAAUUGCAUAGGUGCAAUUGACGGAACGCACGUGCAAGCUAUCUUGCCGCGGGACGAACGAGGUGGACAGGAACAACGCAUGAUUCACGCAUGUUGGCUCGGUCUAUACAUAGUCCUGAAAUUGAUUUUCCCCAUCCUGCCCCAGGAAAAUUUUUAUCUUGUCGACUCAGGAUUCGCCCAUAGACCUGGGUACAUGGCUCCAUACAAGGGUUCUGAUAUACUGUAUCAUUUUCAGCAGUUCUACGACGGUGAGACGGGUCGUAGACGAAACUUUCGCAACGCACGUGAGAGAUUUAAUUUCAGGCAUUCGUCAUGCAGAAACGUUAUCGAGCGUGCCUUUGGUGUGUGGAAAGUUCGGUGGAAAAUACUUGAUCGUAUGCCCAGUUAUAAUUUCAAAAUGCAAACUGCUGUUGUCCUAGCCACGAUGGGUAUACACAACUUCCUUCGACGGGCAGGAGUUGUCGACGAAGCGUUCACAAGGGCGGAGAUAGAUCCGGACGCGGCAGAGGUAGAACUUCAAGAUGAGCAGGAGCAAACCGCUGCUGAAUUGAAUGCUCUAGAAACGCAACGAAAUGAAUGGAAUCGUUUCUGCGACUUUUUGGCUCAAAGUCAGUGA
Molecule: messenger RNA, 975 nt
Organism: Olea europaea var. sylvestris
Lineage: Eukaryota; Viridiplantae; Streptophyta; Magnoliopsida; Lamiales; Oleaceae
Exons: 2
Coding region: 1-975 (324 amino acids)
Source: RefSeq, a predicted model, not a curated record